AUGGCAAAAGUUACAGACGACUUUUUUUCUAAUGGUAUUCGUGACUAUUCGGUCAUGGUAACAGAAGAUACUAAUGAAACUAAGUUAUGGUUGGGACCAGCAGCCUUUGUAAACCGUGAUUGUGAAGCUAACGCAUCAAUAUAUUCUGUAGGCGGAGCAGCUAAUGUGAAGGGUAACAAGAUUUUCUUAUGUUUCCCAUAUCACAGUAAUAUCGACGGCUAA
Molecule: messenger RNA, 222 nt
Organism: Macrosiphum euphorbiae (potato aphid)
Lineage: Eukaryota; Metazoa; Arthropoda; Insecta; Hemiptera; Aphididae
Source: the annotation of a GenBank genome assembly